AUGGUGACGCCUUCACCUCCACUCAGGAGACAAGGUUGUACUGGUGUAGGUCAGUGUGUAGACACUUCACCUCCACUCAGGAGACACGGCUGUACUGGUGUAGGUCAGUAUGCAGACGCUUCACCUCCACUCAGGAGACACGGCUAUACUGGUGUAGGUCAGUCUGCAGCCACUUCACCUCCACUCAGGAGACAAGGUUGUACUGGUGUAGGUCAGUGUGUAGACACUUCACCUCCACUCAGGAGACACGGCUAUACUGGUGUUGGUCAGUCUGCAGACGCUUCACCUCCACUCAGGAGACACGGCUGUGCUGGUGUAGGUCAGUCUGUAGACACUUCACCUCCACUCAGGAGACACGGCUGUGCUGGUGUAGGUCAGUAUGGUGACGCUUCACCUCCACUCAGGAGACAAGGUUGUACUGGUGUAGGUCAGUCAGUACACGCUGCACCUCCACUCAGGAGACACGGCUAUACUGGUGUUGGUCAGUCUGCAGACGCUUCACCUCCACUCAGGAGACAGGGCUGUGCUGGUGUUGGUCAGUCUGCAGAUGCUUCACCUCCACUCAGGAGACACGGCUAUACUGGUGAAGGUCAGUCUGCAGCCACUUCACCUCCACUAAGGAGACACGGCUAUACUGGUGUAGGUCAGUCUGCAGACGCUUCACCUCCACUCAGGAGACACGGCUAUACUGGCGCAGGUCAGUCUGCAGACGCUGCACCUCCACUCAGGAGACACGGCUAUACUGGUGUUGGUCAGUCUGCAGAUGCUUCACCUCCACUCAGGAGACACGGCUAUACUGGUGAAGGUCAGUCUGCAGCCACUUCACCUCCACUAAGGAGACACGGCUAUACUGGUGUAGGUCAGUCUGCAGACGCUUCACCUCCACUCAGGAGACACGGCUGUGCUGGUGUAGGUCAGUAUGCAGACGCUUCACCUCCACUCAGGAGACAAGGCUGUGCUCGUGUAGGUCAGUCAGUACACGCUGCACCUCCACUCAGGAGACACGGCUAUACUGGUGUAGGUCAGUCUGCAGACGCUUCACCUCCACUCAGGAGACACGGCUGUGCUGGUGUAGGACAGUCUGUAGACACUUCACCUCCACUCAGGAGACAGGGCUGUGCUGGUGUAGGUCAGUCUGUAGAAACUUCACCAAACAGUCAGGAGAGACGGCUGUACUGCUGUACAAGAGACAAAGCUUGUCUGAGGAGUUACUCCAUCAGGCGCUACUUGUGUGCUUGGCGGGUUUCUUCAUCAGGAGACAAAGCUUGUCUCAGGAGUUACUCCAUCAGGCGCUACUGUGUGCAUGGCGGGUUUCUUCAUCAGGAGACAAGCUUGUCUGAGGAGUUACUCCAUCAGGCGCUACUGUUGUGCAUGGCGGGUUUCUUCAUCAGGAGACAAAGCUUGUCUCAGGAGUUACUCCAUCAGGCGCUACUGUGUGCAUGGCGGGUUUCUUCAUCAGGAGACAAAGCUUGUCUGAGGAGUUACUCCAUCAGGCGCUACUGUGUGCUUGGCGGGUUUCUUCAUCAGGAGACAAAGCUUGUCUGA
This is a messenger RNA of Liolophura sinensis, 1545 nucleotides long. Its product is annotated as BUD13 homolog. Lineage: Eukaryota; Metazoa; Mollusca; Polyplacophora; Chitonida; Chitonidae. The transcript is spliced from 5 exons. The record is from RefSeq and is a predicted model, not a curated record. Bases 1 to 1545 code for a protein of 514 amino acids.